Molecule: messenger RNA, 762 nt
Organism: Serpula lacrymans var. lacrymans S7.9
Lineage: Eukaryota; Fungi; Basidiomycota; Agaricomycetes; Boletales; Serpulaceae
Exons: 4
Coding region: 1-762 (253 amino acids)
Biological process (GO): mitochondrial proton-transporting ATP synthase complex assembly; mitochondrial protein processing
Cellular component (GO): extrinsic component of mitochondrial inner membrane
Molecular function (GO): metalloendopeptidase activity
Source: RefSeq, a predicted model, not a curated record
AUGGACCCCGCUUCUUCAGCUCCCCCCAUUGACCCGUCAGAGUCCCGUGCAUUCAAGAGAUGGCUCAGGACAGCUGCCUCCAUAACUGGAAUCGGACUGACUGCUGAGGAACGUUCACGUAGUGCGGAAGGCCAGAAAUUCCGUAAUUGCGAGAAAUGGAAGAAUGAGCUUAUGAAUUAUAGUCCGUCAGUGGUAUUCAUGCUGAAGCAUCUUAAAAUGUCUGGAUGCCCUGUGUCUCCGUCGAAUAUCGCAUGUGCGCCUUGCGACAUGACACGUUCGGGCGGAUUCCAUCCUGCCGGCGCUAUAAUUCUUUGUCAGGGUCAUUUCAUGGAUAAGAAACACAUGGAAGAUACCCUAACCCACGAACUGAUACACAUGUAUGAUCACUGCAAGUUCAACGUCGAUUGGUAUAAUUUGAGACACCAUGCAUGUAGUGAGAUACGCGCAAAUAGUUUAAGCGGCGACUGCAGGUUUAUGCGUGAGCUCGGCAGGGGGUUUGUCGCGUUCUCAAAACAACAUCAGGCUUGCGUACGACGGAGAGCAGUACUUUCUGUACGGGUAAAUCCAUCGUGCCCUGACGAGGCUGCUGCUGAGCGUGCUGUCAACGAGGUUUGGGAGAGCUGUUUCAACGAUACAAGGCCGUUUGAUGAGGUACGUGCUAACAUUAAUACAAGGAAGUUUGUGUCGCACGAUGGGUGUAUUCAAAUGAUGAUCCUGCAUGCAGAUUUAUUAGCCGAUGCUAUAAUUGCAAGAUCCGACUGA